Molecule: messenger RNA, 903 nt
Organism: Phytophthora sojae
Lineage: Eukaryota; Oomycota; Peronosporomycetes; Peronosporales; Peronosporaceae
Exons: 2
Coding region: 1-903 (300 amino acids)
Biological process (GO): lipid metabolic process
Cellular component (GO): membrane
Molecular function (GO): oxidoreductase activity, acting on the CH-CH group of donors
Source: RefSeq, a predicted model, not a curated record
AUGCUUGUCAACGUCAAACGCUCAUUUCCAAACUCUCCUAAUUGGGAUCAAGCCCCCCCCCCCUCCUCGUUCUACCAUGGGUUCCUGCGCAACGUCGUCGGGACGGUUUUCUACGCGCUGGUGUGCUUUGGCAUCCAGUGGGUGUCGUCGCUCUACGCCGUGUCCAAGCAGACCGAGCGGUUCCUAGACGUCACGGGCUCCUUCACGUACGCGCUGCUGGUUCUACUGGCAUACGUGAUGAACAGCCCCGUGUCCUGGCGCGGGUCGCUGCUGACGGCAUUCGUGUGGCUCUGGUGCGUCCGCCUCGGCGCCUUCCUCUUCCUGCGCAUCAGCGAGUGCGGCGAGGACAAGCGCUUCGUUGAGAUCCGCGUGAAUCCGCUGCGGUUCUUCUCGGUCUGGAACAUCCAGGGCCUGUGGGUGCUGCUCACGGUGCUGCCGGUGCUGCUGGCGCUGACCCACGGAGUCAACGACCCGCAAGUGUCGCCCCAGGACGUGGUCGGGUCCGGUCUGUGGGUUGUCGGCUACUUGAUGGAGGUGGUGGCGGACUACCAGAAGACGCAGUUCCGUCGCAACCAGGAGAACAAGGACAAGUUCAUCCAGAGCGGCCUCUGGCACUACAGCCGCCAUCCGAACUACUGCGGCGAGAUCAUGAUGUGGGUCGGCGUGUUCCUGGUCACGGCGCACACGCUGCCGAGCUUCGGUUUGCAGUGCUGGGCCGCGGUGAGUCCGUUGUUCGUGAUGCUGUUGCUGUUCACGGUGUCGGGGAUUCCGCCACUGGAGAAGCAGGCGGAAGAGCGCUGGGGCGAGACCAAGGCCUACCAGGAGUACAAGGCGACGACCAGCGUUCUGCUGCCCAUGCCCAAGUACAAUUUGGAUGACGUGAAGCGGGCGAAGAUCGCCUGA